Molecule: messenger RNA, 786 nt
Organism: Miscanthus lutarioriparius
Lineage: Eukaryota; Viridiplantae; Streptophyta; Magnoliopsida; Poales; Poaceae
Source: the annotation of a GenBank genome assembly
AUGGCUGGUCUCUGCUGGGACUACCUUGAUGACAUUGUUCAGCCUUUCCGGGUAAUUGGUGGAAACAAAGGAGGUGUAGUAGCUCUUGUGGAAGGGCUUAAGGGAUUUGUUCCAUUUUCGCAAGUGUCAUCGAAAACAACCGCUGAAGAGCUGCUUGACAAAGAAUUGCCUCUAAAGUAUGUAGAGGUCGAUGAGGAACAAGGCAGGCUUGUCCUCAGUAAUCGCAAGGCAAUGGCAGAUAGUCAGGCCCAGCUUGGCAUUGGUUCAGUUGUCAUGGGAACCGUUGAGAGCCUAAAACCUUAUGGUGCCUUCAUUGACAUCGGUGGAAUCAAUGGCCUUCUCCAUGUCAGCCAGAUUAGUCAUGACCGUGUUGCAGAUAUCUCAACAGUUCUGCAACCAGGAGAUACCCUCAAGGUUAUGAUACUGAGCCAUGACCGUGAAAGAGGUCGGGUCAGCCUUUCUACAAAGAAGCUUGAGCCAACACCUGGUGACAUGAUCCGUAAUCCCAAGCUUGUCUUUGAGAAGGCAAGAAUAAACAAAAACAACAUUUUCUCUUGUGCUGAAUAUGUUUUAGGUAACAAACGGACAUAUUGUUGCUUCUGCUCAAAUCAGGCUGAUGAGAUGUCUCAGAUAUUCAGGCAGCGAAUAGCUCAAGCAGAGGCAAUGGCUCGUGCUGACAUGUUGAGAUUCCAGCCAGAGAGUGGAUUGACCCUCAGUUCAGAGGGCAUCUUAGGACCAUUGUCGUCGGACGCACCUUCAGAGGAUUCUGAACCCACAGAUGAAUAG